Ustilaginoidea virens is the source of this 1119-nucleotide messenger RNA. RefSeq lists its product as uncharacterized. The transcript has 2 exons. The coding region runs from base 1 to 1119 and encodes 372 amino acids. Lineage: Eukaryota; Fungi; Ascomycota; Sordariomycetes; Hypocreales; Clavicipitaceae. The record is from RefSeq and is a predicted model, not a curated record.
AUGCCCAUUGGAGACUUGCUCGCUCAGAUCAGUGGUGAAAAGUCCAAUCCGGGCCCCGACCCGAGCCCUCGCGGAACAAACCCCCUGCCCGCCAAGCGCAAGCCCGAUGACGACCUUCGCAGUCGACUUGGGCUCAAGGCGCCGCGGACGAACCAGGGGCUCAGGCCCGGCGGCCUGGAAAAUCAAGCUGCGCCUCACGUACCAUAUACCGGCAACGCAAGGCCGAGCAGCAACGUGGUGGCUGGGCGAGCCUCGGCUUCGGCGCCCAGGUCUGGGAGACUAGGGCAGCAACGGGAACCUAGUCAUCGCCCGGGGGCUCCGGCUGCGCCCUCCGCAGCACCGACAGGCCCGCCCAAGAAGGGCUCCUUCGCCGAGAUCCUGGCCCGCGGCCAGAGGGCCCAGGCUGUCAUGGGCCAGGUGGGCAAGAUCCAGCACAAAAAGGUUGAAAAGGGGGCCGCGAAGAAAACCCAGGGCGAUGCCGUCGCCCCUACAGCAUCUUCCAGCAAGGCUCGGGCGGUUAGUGGCUAUGCGGGCACCGCGAAACCCCCCGCCCAGCGUGACGGGCCAAACGGGUCACACGGCCACAAGCCUCUGACCAAGGACUCCCCCCGCAAACCCAGCAAUGUGAGAACCGUCGCCGUAGGUCGUCGCAAGGCCAAGGAAGCGGAGGAGAGCGAAGCGGCGAAAAAGGUCAAGAAAGCAGCGCAAGCAACCACGGGCUACACAGGAACCGCGAGACCGAAGCCAGGCAAUCCAGCCCGGAAGAAGGACGCUCCACGCGGCGGCGCACUGCUCAACGCUCCUCGGCCCAAGGUUUCCAAACGGUCUCGCUAUGAGGACGACUACGACGAAGACUUGGACGAGUUUAUCGAAUACGACGAAGAUGACGACGACGACGACGACGAGCGAAUCCGGCGGGGGCCUCGUUACGACUACGCGUCAGACGGCUCCUCCGACAUGGAAGCUGGCAUGGGCGAACUAGACGAUGAGGAGCGUCGGGCCGAGUUUAUCGGCCGUCGAGAAGAUGAGGCGGAGGAACGUCUAGAGAGGAGCCUCAAGACGGCCAAGGAAGAACGGAAACGCAAAGCCCUGGCGGAUUUGCGAGCCAGACGGCGGUAA